UCUGCGGUCUCUGGUCUUCAGUCUUCUGUGGCCUUGCUUAGCCGACGGUUGUGUGGCUCUCUACCAUUUUUUUUUACCAAUUCUUCAACUGCCAAAAAUCAAAUACUAAAGAAAACAACAACCCAGAGGCCGAGUGCAAGCAAAUAUUAACACCAAAAAUCAUGUCUUGGCUGGUGGUUCUGCUGAUUUUGUACAUCAUCUGGGAUGUGAACUACUUCAUCCGGUGUGUCUUCACCGUCUUCGCGGGACGACUCUUCCAGAGCAAGCGCAAGGUCACGGAUAAGACCUCGAUCUAUGGACUGUGCACCUCCCAGGACGUGGACAUCUUCAUCCGGCACAUGAACAAUGCCCGUUACCUUCGGGAACUGGACUUUGCCCGCUUCCAUUUCUAUGCUCUGACGGGACUGUACGAACGGAUCCGGGCCAGAGGUGGUGGCGCCGUCCAAGGGGCCAGCAGUGUCCGGUAUCGUCGCACCAUUCCCAUCUUCCAUCCGUACAAGAUCACCACGAAGCUGGUGUGGUGGGACGAGAAGGCCAUCUACAUCGAGCAGCAGUUCAUCACCCUGGCCGAUGGCUUUGUGCGGGCAGUGGCCCUCUCCAAGCAGUGCAUCACCAACUGCAAUGUCGUGGACAUCCUCAAGAACUAUCCGGAGGCGGCCAAGCGCCCGGAGAUGCCCGAGGAUCUCAAGCUCUGGCUCGAUGCCAUCGAGCUCUCUAGCCAAAAGUUGCGCAAAGACAAGUGAUUUUUCUCACCUCCUCGAAUCUUGCCUUUAUUUUUUUUUUUAUUUACAAAAAUAUAUAAGACUUAAUUUUGCUAAAACAAUAACUAAAAAACAAAUAAUAUUAAAGCGUCUUACAUGAAAACUAUUUUUUAGUUAACUUUGUGUAAAUAUUUCAUAGUCUUAAAGGUAACUUUUUGUAAAGAUCUUUUUUAAAUACAGUGGCUAAGGCUAAACAUAAACUUUUCU
This is a messenger RNA of Drosophila bipectinata, 968 nucleotides long. The record is from RefSeq and is a predicted model, not a curated record. Lineage: Eukaryota; Metazoa; Arthropoda; Insecta; Diptera; Drosophilidae.